Messenger RNA from Brassica napus (rape), 2921 nucleotides. RefSeq names its product pentatricopeptide repeat-containing protein At3g46790, chloroplastic-like. The transcript has 2 exons. Gene Ontology annotation, molecular function: RNA binding; zinc ion binding; protein binding. NCBI's taxonomy places the organism in Eukaryota, Viridiplantae, Streptophyta, Magnoliopsida, Brassicales, Brassicaceae. Gene Ontology annotation, biological process: RNA modification. The coding region runs from base 155 to 2122 and encodes 655 amino acids. The record is from RefSeq and is a predicted model, not a curated record.
GUGAAACCAACCAGGGAAAGUAGAAGAGAAACUAGUGGUGGCAUCGGCAAGUUCGCACCCCUCUCUUCUCUUUCAUCGAUUCGAUAGAGCGGUCGCGAAACUUUUAUGUUUUCCUUUUUGCAAAAGAUUCCGGGAAAAUCUUAGUCACCGGAAAAUGUUCCUAUCUCAAGCUAUACAACCGCCUUGCUAUACCGUCAAUUUCUUGCCUCGCUCUUCUCCGAAACCACCGUCGUAUUCCGUUGCCUUUUACAAUCAUUCGACAACCUCCGCCGCGGGAGCUAAAAUCUCAAACAAUCAUCUAAUCCAGUCGUUGUGCAAAGAGGGUAACUUAAAACAGGCGCUUCGCCUCUUGUCUCAGGAACCAAGCCCCCCUAGUCAACAGACUUACGAGCUUCUGAUUCUCUGCUGCGGUCGUCGAAGCUCUCUCUCCGAUGCUCUACGUGUUCAUCGGCACAUUCUGGAUAAUGGGUCUGAUCAAGAUCCUUUUUUGGCCACGAAGCUUAUCGCUAUGUAUUCAGACUUAGGCUCUGUUGAUUAUGCACGCAAGGUGUUCGAUAAAACGCGUAAGAGAACUAUAUACGUAUGGAACGCUUUGUUCCGAGCUCUUACGCUAGCGGGUCACGGAGAAGAAGUGUUGGGUCUGUACUGGAAGAUGAAUAGGAUUGGAGUUGAAUCAGAUAGGUUCACUUACACUUACGUUCUCAAGGCUUGUGUCACAUCAGAGUGCACUGUGGAUCAUCUAGCGAAAGGGAAAGAGAUUCACGCACAUCUUACCCGACGGGGAUACAAUUCGCAUGUUUACAUCAUGACUACAUUGUUGGACAUGUAUGCUCGAUUUGGCUGUGUGGAUUAUGCCAGCAAUGUGUUUAAUGGGAUGCCUGUUAGAAAUGUGGUUUCUUGGAGCGCGAUGAUUGCCUGCUAUGCCAAGAACGGGAAGGCUUUUGAAGCUUUGAGGACUUUCCGUGAAAUGAUGACAGAAACCAAAGAUUCAUCCCCUAACUCUGUGACUAUGGUGAGUGUGCUUCAAGCUUGUGCUUCCCUUGCGGCGUUAGAGCAAGGGAGAUUGAUUCAUGGGUACAUACUCAGGCGUGGGCUUGACUCCAUAUUGCCUGUGAUCAGUGCUCUUGUGACAAUGUAUGGUAGAUGCGGUAGGCUCGAAGUGGGACAGAGAGUAUUUGAUCGGAUGCGUGAGCGUGAUGUUGUAUCCUGGAACUCCUUGAUAUCAAGCUAUGGCGUUCACGGAUAUGGAAGGAAAGCAAUUGAAAUAUUUGAACAGAUGCUCGCCAAUGGGGCUUCCCCAACUCCUGUAACAUUUGUCAGCGUUUUGGGAGCUUGCAGCCACGAGGGACUUGUUGAAGAAGGAAAAAGAUUGUUUGAGUCAAUGUCGAGAGACCAUGGGAUUAAACCACAAGUCGAGCAUUAUGCUUGUAUGGUUGAUCUGUUAGGUCGGGCGAAUAGGUUAGAGGAGGCAGCGAAGAUGGUACAAGACAUGAGGACUGAGCCAGGGCCUAAGGUUUGGGGUUCCCUUCUCGGGUCUUGUAGAAUUCACGGUAACGUUGAGCUGGCAGAGCGUGCGAGUAGAAGGCUAUUUGCUCUUGAGCCGAAAAAUGCAGGGAACUAUGUGCUGUUGGCAGACAUUUACGCUGAAGCUCAGAUGUGGGAUAAGGUUAAGAAAGUGAAGAAGCUUCUAGAAUACCGAGGACUGCAGAAGCUGCCUGGUCGGUGCUGGAUGGAAGUGGGGAGGAAAAUGUACUCGUUUGUCUCGGUGGAUGAGUUCAAUCCUCUAAUGCAACAGAUUCACGCUCUCUUGGUUAAGUUAGCAGAAGAUAUGAAGGAGAAAGGGUACAUACCGCAGACCAAAGGCGUGUUGUAUGAUCUUGAGACAGAAGAGAAAGAGCGGAUAGUGUUGGGACACAGUGAGAAACUGGCGUUGGCGUUUGGGCUGAUAAAUACGGCGAAAGGAGAACCUAUAAGGAUCACCAAGAACUUGCGUUUGUGUGAGGACUGUCACUUGUUUACAAAGUUCAUCUCAAAGUUUAUGGAGAAAGAGAUUUUGGUUAGAGAUGUGAACCGGUUUCAUCUGUUUAAGAAUGGUGUUUGUUCUUGUGGAGAUUACUGGUGAUACUUUGGGGACUUUAUACGUUUGCUUAUGAAUAAUAAGCAAGGGAAGGGAGACAUGUCGACUUGAGCUCCCUCUUGGACCUAAUCAGGCCAAAGAAAUAACAAACAGGUAAAAAACAGUCGAACACUUUGCUCACCUCUUUCUCUGGCUGCUUCAGACACCUCUUCCUUGAGUUUUGACGCAGACGCAUCUGCAGCUGCGGCGGUUUAGUCUUCAGUUUCCUCCGUUCAGCGCUGCUUUCUUGCAUGGCAAGUUUCUUGACUCUACCCUUUAACCGUAGCAACCUACAGGGCUGCAAUUUAGACGUUUCAGAAGCAUUCUGAACCGCGGUAAUGACCUGAGAGCCAGUUUAUCGUAGGAGCUUCCCGAGCUGGUAUCUCUGGCCUUGUUAAAUAAGUUCCCACGGCCUGCACAUUGUCAGAUAAGCUAGUAGCUUUUGAAUUUGCUUCUCUAGCUAUUUCGCUGCUGGCGCUGCAUCUCAGGAUUUCUCAGCUGGGACUUUGGCUUCUUCCUCAGCUCUAGCCCUUGUGAUCCCAUUUGCGAGCAUUUCCUCAUCCCGUAUUCGACGAGUACACAUAGAGAUGUCAAAUGGGCGGGUUGGGCGGGUUUGGGUGUGUCCGAAUGGGCUUCAUUUUUUGCUGGACAUUUUUGGUCGAAGCCCAAAUAGAACCAUGUCCAAAUGAGACCAUAACCAAAUAAGCCCAUGAUUUGUUGGGUUAUCCAUGGACGGCCCAUAUACCCACUUAAUGUAAACAACAUAAUUUCAGUUCUAAUGAUGCAAAGAUUCUUAAGUUUUCAA